Messenger RNA from Monopterus albus (swamp eel), 3077 nucleotides. RefSeq names its product Rho GTPase activating protein 22a (gene arhgap22a). Gene Ontology annotation, cellular component: focal adhesion. Gene Ontology annotation, biological process: activation of GTPase activity; signal transduction. Gene Ontology annotation, molecular function: GTPase activator activity. The coding region runs from base 376 to 2586 and encodes 736 amino acids. The transcript has 10 exons. The record is from RefSeq and is a predicted model, not a curated record. NCBI's taxonomy places the organism in Eukaryota, Metazoa, Chordata, Actinopteri, Synbranchiformes, Synbranchidae.
AAUGGGCAGGGCUAUAGGUGUGUGAGAACAACAGCAUGCCGGGCUAGUGGAAUAGAGAGACGGAAUGAGAUGAACGGAAGGAAGAGAGAAAGAGGAGGGUGUGUGGUUAAGUGCUUGUAAGUGUGCAUGUGCAUGCAUGCGUGUGUGUGUGUGUGUGUGUGUGUGUGUGUGUGUGUGCGUUAGUAAGUGAAAUUAUACAGAGGCAGUGUCCAAGUGCAGGAUAGUGAACCGGGUAGAGAGAUGCAUGAAGAGGAUGAGGAGUAACAGGGCGAGGCAGCAGCUAGAGCCACUGAGUGCGUGUGGUUGAGGAAUAUUGUGUGAACAGAGGGAUGCAGUCAUGUUUCUGUGAGAGGGAGCAGCACAGCAACGGUAACCAUGCUAAGCCCCAAGAUAAAACAGGCACGCCGGGCACGAUCCAAGAGCAUGGUGCUUGGAGAGCUGUCUCGGGUGUCCAGGCCUUGCUCUCCUCUGGAACAGGAGAAAGCCCUGAAAGCAGGCUGGCUGAAGAGACAGCGGAGCAUCAUGAAAAACUGGCAGCUGCGUUGGUUUGUCUUGAGGACCGAAGCUCUGUAUUUCUACAAGGACCAGGAUGAAACCAAGGCACAGGGUUGUAUUCCUCUUCAGGGCAGCCAGGUCAAUGAGCUGCCUGCUAAUCAGGACGAGCAUGGUCGCCACCUUUUUGAAAUUGUUCCAGGGGGUGAUGGAGAAAAGGAUCGAACAGGUAUAAGCCAUGAAUCAUACCUGCUGAUGGCCAACUCUCAAAGUGACAUGGAGGAAUGGGUCAGAGCCAUACGCAGGGUUAUAUGGGCUCCACUUGGAGGAGGUGUUUUUGGGCAGCACCUAGAGGAGACAAUGUUGUAUGAGGCCCAGUGUGGCCCUCAGCGACUGGUUCCUGUGGUGGUUGAACAGUGUGUGUGUUUCAUACGUGAACAUGGCCUCAAGGAGGAGGGCCUUUUCAGGGCCCCUGGACAAACCAAUCACGUUCGAGAGCUGCAGGAUGCAUUCGAUCAUGGUGAAAAGCCAGUGUUUGACAGUACCACAGAUGUCCACACAGUGGCAUCACUGCUAAAGCUGUACAUAAGGGAGCUACCAGAGCCUAUAAUCCCAUUUUCCAAAUACACACAGUUUCUGUCUUGUGCUCAGCUACUUACUAAGGAUAAAGAAAUGGGUAUCAUAGAGUUAGUGAAGCAGGUGAAAUCCCUUUCUCAGGUCAACUACAACCUCCUUAAAUACAUCUGCAAGUUUCUGGAUGAGGUUCAGUCUCACUCCUGUGAGAAUAAAAUGAGUGUUCAGAAUCUAGCCACUGUGUUUGGACCCAAUAUCCUUCGACCCAGAGUGGAGGAUCCAGUUACCAUGAUGGAGGGAAGCUCACAAGUGCAGCACCUAAUGACUGUGCUGAUCAGUGAACACUCCCAACUUUACCAGCAUGAUGAGCUGGAGACCAAAAUCCUCUCACAGCAACAGCAAAACCCUAUCCAACGGAGCAAAGUGGAAUGGCUCUCACAAGUAGACAAUGACCAUGCAUCCUCCUGUGGCACAGGCUCCAAAACCGAUAAAGAGAAACCCCAAUCUUCCACCCCUUCUACAGACAGUAAGCCAACUGCACCAAGCCCCAUUACAAUAUCAGAGAAGAGCGAGAGUGGUCAGACUGAAGAGAAGCGCAAAAGUAAAACAGAGGAGACAGUGGAUGGAAAAACAGAUAGCAAAACUGAAGUGAAAAGUGGGAGUGAAGUAGUCGUUAGCCCCAGUAAACAAUCUAAAGCCUUGCCCUCCUGGAGGUGCUCCUUCAAGGGCAGUGCUGCAUCCGGGGGAACAAGAGGGAAAAUAGGGGGAUCUGCAGGGGACGUGUCAGCAACUGGUGGGAGCAACUGGCUAAUAAAUGGCCUGUCAUCCCUCCGAGCUCACAGGCGCGCCACCUCAUCUGCUGAAAGACUGAAAGAUUCUACUUUGUCUCUGAAGGAUUCAAAUCUCUCCUUGAAAGACACCACUCCUUCACUUAAGGACUCACAGAGAGAGACUGAUGAAGAAUCCUCUCGAACAUCACUGUCUCAAAGAGCCCUGCAUCAGUCCCACAGAAUAUCUGCCUAUGACAAUGUUGCCCCCUCCAGUAUAAGCCUGCCUUCUGAUACUUCCUGCAUCUGGACAUCCUAUGAGAUCUCAUUGGCUGAGCCAGAGGGAAGCGAUAAGGCAGUAAAAUUAGGGCAAGGUCAAGAAAGACUCACAGCAGUGAGAGACAGUCUGGAUCACAGUGCAAGUGGUACUGAAGAUGAUCUUGCAACAACAAAUGUAGAUCUCACCAGUAUGCUGAUCCAACUCAAGGAGGAGCUGAAGAAACAGAGGACGAGUUAUGAAACCUGCAUUCGCAAGCUGGAGGAGUCCUGUUCCAAGUACCAGUCCCAGAUAAAUAGCCUUGAGGAAGAGCUGGACCAGGAGAAGAAGAAGUUUCACAUGCUGCAGAUCCAACUCAGGAACUCAGAGCGGGCACAUCAAGAUGCAGAAAACCGAAAUAUUCUGCUCCAGCAGGAGAUGGAGGAGUUCUUCAAAACCCUUGGAGAUCUAACCACAGGAGCAACACGGACCAGUUAGACCAGACCAACCUGCCUUCAUCUGCUCCAUCAUAAGAGAAGGCACUUCAUUACUGGGAAGACCAGCGAGCCCAAAGCUUUGAAGACCAAAUACCUCUAGUGCAGUACUACUUGCCAUUGUACCCUCUUUACUAUGGCCAACUUGUGCCUACACUGACCAGUGCCGGUGCCAAAUGCAAACUCCUCUGGACAAAGCAUCUCUCCUUUUACCAUUCCAUAAAUUCCUUACUAUUACACUCCAUAGGUCAUGUAGUUGAUUAUUUAUUGACUAAAUCUCUCUGUAAGAGACCAGAAAAGGCCUUAUCAACAGUAUGAGGUAGUCGUCCUAUACACACACUGUUCAUUUCUGCUUAGAAAUCAUAUUCUUGCAAGAAAUGUUAACUUGACAGAAAAAAGGGACAAUGCAAGACAUUAAAAUUCAACUCUUUUAUUUGCUGGAGUUGAAGGGCAACAGUUUUCACGUUUGAUGUAUAUAGUUGGUCUGUUAGUGAG